Messenger RNA from Eimeria acervulina, 2436 nucleotides. RefSeq lists its product as hypothetical. The record is from RefSeq and is a predicted model, not a curated record. Gene Ontology annotation, cellular component: preribosome, large subunit precursor. Gene Ontology annotation, molecular function: rRNA binding. Gene Ontology annotation, biological process: ribosomal large subunit assembly. The transcript has 9 exons. NCBI's taxonomy places the organism in Eukaryota, Apicomplexa, Conoidasida, Eucoccidiorida, Eimeriidae. The annotation marks the transcript as partial.
AUGAGGGCAUCCGGGAAUUGGGGUGCUAAGGAAACUGCAGCAGCAACAGCAGCAGCAACAACAGCAACAGCAGCAGCAACAACAGCAGCAGCAACAGUAGCGGCAAGUGCUCAGCAGCAGCAACAAAGCAGCAGCAGCAGCAAAGCAGCACCAAAGCAACAGCAGCAGCAGCAGCAAAGCAGCACCAAAGCAACAGCAGCAGCAGGAGCAGCAACGCUAGAAGGGAAAAGGCGCGCGUCAAGCAGCAGCAGCAACAAUAAAUACAACGUGCAGCAGCAGCAGCAGCAACAAGGAUUCGCAGCAGCACCAGCAAGGACAGGAGCAGCAGCAACAACAGCAGCAGCAGCACCCACAACGGCAAGACCAGCAGCACAACGGCAACAGCAGCAGCAGCAACAGCAAGAAGUGGCAGCAGCAGCAGCAGCAGCAGCAGCAGCAACUCACUCAAGAGACCCCCAAACCCGCAGCCAAUGUCUAAGAAGUCGGGGGCCCUUCCCGCAGCGCCAUUCCUCUCCGGUGCUGCAGCAGCAGCAGCAGCAGCAGCAGCAGCAGCAGCAGCAGCAGCAAUGGCAACAGCAGCAAGAGGAGCAGCAGCAACAGCAGCAGCAACAACAGAAUAAGCAGCAACAAUCAGGGAAGGCGCAGUGGGUUGAUGCUACCCCGCUAAGUGCUGCUGCUGCUGCUGCUGCAGUGUACGUACAGCUCGUUGUCUGUAUUCCGCCUUCUUGGGCGCUCUAUGCCCUGACGGCUCUUCUGAGGCCCUCCCCAUUUCCGGGGCCUCCAAACCAAGGCCCACAAAGAAGGUCUUCUUCGCUCUUUAGGCGAUCCCAGCUCGAUCCCAGCAGCAGCAGCACCAGAACUGCCAGCAGUAGCCGGUGCAGCAGCGUCAGCAGCAGGUGCAGCAGCGUCAGCAGCAGGUGCAGCAGCAGGAGCUUUAGCAGCAACAGCACCAUCCGGAGCCGCGACAGCAGCAACAGCGGCAGCAACAUCAGCAGCAGCAGCAACAGCAGCAGCAGCAAGAACACAACUGCAGCAACACAGCAGCACCAGCAACAUCAGCAGCAGCAGCAAGACCAGCAGCAGCAGCAACAGCAGCAGCAACAGCAACAGCAGCAGCAGCAGCAACAGCAGCAGCAGCAGCAGCAGGAAGAUGAGCAGCAGAAGUUCCACGGGAAGUUUGCGAAGGGCGGAAAACAGCAGCAGCAGCAGCAGCAGCAGCAGAAGCAGCAGCAGCAGCAGCCGAAACAGCAGCAGCAGCAGCAGCAGCAGCCGAAGCAGCAGCAGCAGCAGCAGCAGGCUGCCGCUGCUGGCGCCAAGCGGAAGGAAUGUACAGGAGAUGAUAAUGCGCAGCAACAGCAGCAGCAGCAGCAGCAGCAGCAAAAGAAGAAGAGACGGGAGAGUUCUGCUGCAGCAGCAGAAUUUGAUUGGCUAGCAGCAGCAAAAACGCUCCUGAAGCAGCAGCCCCAAAAACGCAUGCACUGGAAGCAACUCGCAAAGAUGGUUGUGCAGCAGUAUAAGGAAGUUGCAGGGCCUGUGAAUGCCUCAGAGAAGACGCUGCGGCAGCAAUGCCUAGCACAUCUAGCUAUCACCUUCAGCAGCGGCACUCCUGCCUCGGCAGCUGUUGUGGGUUUAGGAAUCGGGGGUUGGCUGGCUGUGGUUGGGGGCCUGCAGCGCUGCUCUUCUUCGAUUUUGCUAGACUGCGCUGCAGCUGCUGAGCGUAUUAUGCAGCAGCAACGGCAGCAGCGGCAGCAGCAGCAGCUGCUGCUGCUGCACUUGCAGAAGACUCUCCGAGGCAUUCUGCUGCUGCUGCUGCUCCUGCUGCUGGGUGCGGGGCCUUUGAGCCCCCAGGCAGCAGCAGCAGCAACGGCUAAUGGAGCGGACGAUGUUCAGCAGCAGCAGCAGCAGCAGCAGCAGCAGCAAGCCCAAGGGCUCUCCUCUCCUGCAGCAGCAGCAGCAGCCACCACUCCAGCAGCAGCAGCUACGGCUCCAGCACCAGCAGGAGCAGCAGCAAGUUCCUUUGCUGCUCUACCUCUUGCUGCUGGAGGGUGGACGCAGCUGCUGCAGCAGCUACAAGGGCUGCAGCAGCUAGAAGGGCUGCAGCAGCUGCAAGGGCUGCAGCAGCUGCUGCAGUUGCCGAACAAAGAUGCAGCAGCCGCUUCGCAGCCGCUGCAGCAGCUGCAGCAACUGAUGCAGCAGCUACAGCAAACGAUGCAGGCUACACCACAGCAGCAGCAGCAGCAGCAGUUGCUGCUACAACUGCUACAACCCCAGCAGCAGCAGCAGCGGCAGCUUAAGCCUGAGCAUCAAGUGCUGCUGGAGUUGGAGCAGGCGGCGGAGAGAGACCAACAGGAAAGCGCCAAGCAGCAGCAACAGCAGCAGCAGCAGCAACAGCAGCAGCCGCAGCAACAGCAGCAAGCGCAGCAACGGCAGGCGGCG